AGUUGACGUUAUUACACAGUAAAGGUUGUACUGAAUUAAUAAACACACAAAAAACCGGCGGACAAACAUUUAUUAAGCCUAUUAUCCUACCUGUAGAAUCCCUCGACACAUUUUGCAAUUACAAAUGAAAGGCAUGUGCCUUAUCGGCUUCCUUAGAUGAGUCGGCUAGGCUAGCUAAUGUUUAGAUGUUAGCAACCUGUUAAAGUUGGCCAGAGGAGCCAAAUAAAGCCCCAAAACACCAACGACAAAGCGAGGUUGGACAAUAUGGUUGUGAAUCUCUGUCUGCCACACUUUUAUGCGACAGUUCAUUGCAACAAGCUGUGUGCAGAUGGCUAUGAUGUCACAAACCUCGUGUCAGCCGACCCUGCUCUCCGGAGGCAGGGCUUCAAGCUGGAGUACUUCCUACGACCACCUGUACAGGUGACGCUGAAGUUUGGCUUCCAAGUGGAGCUCUACAGGGUGGAUGUGGAACUUUGGCCCUGGGGUAUGGACCGAGGAAAAGCCUGCAAGAGACUGGAGAUCAGCACCAGCUCUGAUUUGCCACACACACAGAAUUUGGACCAAAGCCACAAACGGGUUCAGCAGAAACAAAUGCAUGUAAAGGACCAGAGACAGAGCAGAGAAAAACAACAGGAACAUGGAAGUACAUCUCACCAGAAUAAUGGACACCAGUGGAGACUGCAGGCCCAGCACUGGUGUGGAGAGGCUCCAGAUGAGCCUCAACAAAGAAACGACACGUUCAAGUCAAACACUGAGUCCACUAAUCCUGAACUAGAGUUUAAACUAAUAGGCCGCUGCGAACUUAGGGAGGAAACCAAAGUCUGUUUCACACGUUCAAAUUUCAGGCCCCGGCACCCGUUCCUCUCCUCACUCCCCCCACAACCUGCAAACAGUCGCCAAGAAGAGCUGUGGAGUCGGGGUCUGCUCUCAUUAGGCGCUGUGACACAACUUCGCGUGACUUUGCCAUUUGGAGGUUCGGCAUCUGCUAUGGGGCUCAAGACUUUGGCUGUGUGGGGACAACCUGCUCGCUGCUGUCAACCAGAAGAAGUGGAGAGAAUUAAAAAAGUCCAUGAGGAGAGCCAAAGACAGUUGCCAAGAACUGCGUUCUUUACACCUUCUGUCAGCCAGAUGAAACCACUAGUGCAAGCAGCUACACCUCAAAGCAAUCUUUCCAUCCCAGAAGAGUUCCAUGAUCGGAUAACCCAGGAGGUAAUGAUGCUGCCCAUGUUGCUGCCCAGUGGCGUGUCGGUUGACCACAGCACGCUGGAGGAGCACCAGAAGAGGGAAGCCACUUGGGGUAGACCCCCAAACGACCCCUUCACCGGCGUCCCGUUUACUUCCACCUCCCAGCCUCUUCCUAACCCCCAACUGAAAAGCCGCAUUGACCACUUCCUCCUGCAGAACGGUAUGAUGAGGAGCGAGGGGAUGUUGGGGAGAAAAGGGGAGGGAGAGAAUCCACAGGCCUCAAGACUUUUAGACUCCAAGGCUGAAGGACAAUCCCGGGACUCUCAAAGUCUCAGUGACAGCUCAACAAACAACACUGCUUUCCACGAUAAUGCUUACACCAGAAACAUAAAUAGGUCUACACAAGUGGAAGACACUGGGUUAAGUCAUUCAUCAGAUAAUGGGUAUCACACCCAGACUCUUACCACAGAGGGGAAAUCUGAGAGAAGUAAGAAACGAAAUGUAGGUGGAAUUUUCAAAGAAUCAACAGAAGGUUUGACAUCUUACAAGCAACUCCUACAGCAGACAAAAAGACCAAGACAUAAUUUAGUUUCCGUUUCCAGCUCUCAUGAGCAGCGUUUGUCAGCCAGCCUGGAUGAGGCACUCUUCUCCGCCCUGCAGGGAAGACCCUCCUUCACCUCAAACCUGACUCAGCAGAAACAGGUUACACCUGAUUCUGAACCAGUGACCACAUCACAGCAGUGUCAGACUGCAGGCACCUCAAGCAUCCCACCAGGUGAGAAGACCUGCUCUGCAUGUUCCUGUUCGGUCUCUGUCUACUCCAAAUCUGCGCCCUCCAUCUACCGUCUAACCUGCAGCCACUUGCUCUGCCAUUCCUGCCUGCGGAGGGAAUCGCAACCACCAAGCUCUGUCACCAUGUUAACUGCCACUCACGUCUUGUGUCCGGCUUGCCAAAGCCCUACCCCACGUAGUGAGGUCAUACGCGUGCAUCACUAACAGAUGACGUAUAAAGGCAAAUCAACACAAUGAAGAGGAUGUUCUGAAGCCUUUUCAUCCAGGGUUGAAGUGUCGUUGAAGCCUUGGUUGUGCAGACCUUGUACAGAGCCUGGGCGUGCAGAUGUGUUGAGAAUGCACAAAGAAAAACGUUUUGGGACAAAAGUAUUGGGAGCAAGAGGCCAGAAGAAUGAACGUGAAUUCAUAUCUAGCCAAGGCUGUGUGGCCAUUAUGGAGGAUCACACCGCAUCUUGCUCAACCUUCCCCUCUUUCCUUCACUCUGUUCACCAUUUUACGUUGCCUUAGCUCUAGUACAUGAGUUCUUGUCUAAAAAGAAAAUAAAGCAGAAAAUGUUAAUUA
Eleginops maclovinus (Patagonian blennie) is the source of this 2538-nucleotide messenger RNA. RefSeq names its product U-box domain containing 5 (gene ubox5). The transcript has 8 exons. Lineage: Eukaryota; Metazoa; Chordata; Actinopteri; Perciformes; Eleginopidae. The record is from RefSeq and is a predicted model, not a curated record. Gene Ontology annotation, cellular component: nucleus. The coding region runs from base 265 to 2181 and encodes 638 amino acids. Gene Ontology annotation, biological process: protein polyubiquitination. Gene Ontology annotation, molecular function: ubiquitin protein ligase binding; ubiquitin-ubiquitin ligase activity.